Carassius carassius (crucian carp) is the source of this 4201-nucleotide messenger RNA. Its product is annotated as rab11 family-interacting protein 1-like. Bases 302 to 4045 code for a protein of 1247 amino acids. The transcript has 6 exons. Gene Ontology annotation, biological process: regulated exocytosis. Gene Ontology annotation, cellular component: intracellular membrane-bounded organelle. Gene Ontology annotation, molecular function: small GTPase binding. The record is from RefSeq and is a predicted model, not a curated record. NCBI's taxonomy places the organism in Eukaryota, Metazoa, Chordata, Actinopteri, Cypriniformes, Cyprinidae.
AGUUUCUGAUUGGUUGUCUGUUGCUCACCAAUUGGCCGAUACAUUUUAGCAACCACGUCGAAUACUGUACACCUUUAGCAUCUUAAUUCGCGGUUAAAUUAUAACCACAGGUUAAAAGCGGCGAGAACGUAUUGGUAGCCUAAUAGGCCCUAACCCGGAAUUAAAAAGGUUACCACAGGGUUGUAGGUAUAAAUUACUAUCAAAAGCUCUGCUAUAAAUAGUGUAACGCAAGAAUGAAGCGAUACCUGCAAUACCUGAGCGCUGGGUACACCGUGUACGUCAUGCGUGAGGGGCGGGGCUUAUGAGAUCUCCCAAACAGUACACUCAGGAGCUAGAGCGACGCGCGGCAGACAUCCAGCGGGCUAGACCGAGCGAAAGAAUAUACUUUUCGUCCUGGUUGCUUUCACUGAGAAUGUCUUUGGGUGACCAGCAGUGGUAUCCCACUAGCGUUCAGGUAACGGUACUCAAAGCGCGAAACCUGCGGAUCAAGGGCAAGAAUGGCACGAACGACGCCUAUGCCAUCAUCCAGGUGGGCAAGGACAAGUUUUCCACCUCGGUAGCGGAGAAAUGCGUCUCGCCCGAAUGGAAGGAGGAGGCGACCUUCGAUCUGCCGCCGAACUAUCAGGGGGACGCGGAGCGGUGCACGCUCUACAUCAUCGCCAUGCACAGAGCCCUGGUGGGGCUGGACAAGUUUUUGGGACAGGCUGUCAUCAAUUUAGUGGACCUCCACGCCAACAGAUCACGCAAAAAAACCGACUGGUACAAGCUUGUGGAUAAGAACGGGAAACAAGAGAAGGACCGAGGGGGAGUUCUUUUGGACAUUCAGUUCAUGCGGAAUAACCUGACAGCCAGCAUGUUUGACCUCUCCAUGGCAGACAAACCUCGCUCUGGCAUUGGCAAACUCAAGGAUAAAAUUCGUGGUAAGAAGAAGGAAGGCCUGUCAGAUUCUGCCUCUGCGAUCGUGCCCUCUUCAGUGGGAAUAGACAGUGAAGAGGAAGGAGAGGGCGGUUCAGACAAUCCUAAGAAGAAAUCAAAAUUCAAAUCCUUGUUUGGACCAAAGACAAAUCUCCAAAGGAAUGUGUCCCAGUCGAUGUCAACCCUGGGCACCCUGCCUGAGAAGAACAGUUCACUCAGCAGCAGCAGAUCAUCUGGCCUUAAUGUGGACUCUCCUGAUGUGAAAAAGAAGUUUAAAAUACUGGGACACAAGCGCACUGAGAGCUCAGAUAGCAAAGUGUCUCUUGGCCCGUUUUCUCUUCUGAGCCGCUCUAAACAAAACAUCCAGGAGCAGAAUAACCUCUGUAUCAACGGCAGCCAUGUUUAUGCCGAGGAGCAAGAAUCUAAAGCUAAUUUUGGCUCCUCACUCAGUCUAAACAGCUCAGGAAAGGGUUCAGUAGAGGAUGUUCGUAAAUACCACCAACGAAAUACAUCCGACAUCUCCAUCGACUCACUUAAAGGCCUGACUAUCCCCUCAUACAAACCUGAAGUGCAAGACAAAGCUUCUCUUGUCCCACAGCGCCCUCUAGAGGACAGGAGUCAUGUAGAGGUGGAGGAGAAGGGUAAGAAACACGAAGGAAGAAGCCUGCAAGAGAUGCUGGACCGACAGGAAGAACAAGAGCAGAGGAGGCAACAGGAACGAGAGAGAAAACAAGAGGAAGAGAGGAAAAGCAGGCUUGAAGAGCAGGAGAAGAAGCGCAAGGAAGAGGAAGAGCUGCAGAGGAAGCAGCGUGAGGAGGAGACGCAGCGAGCUGAGGAUCAGCUGCACCAGGAGGAGACCAGAGUAACCGAACGGCUCUCUUCUCUCUUUGGCAUUGGAAAGAAGGAGGAGAAGAGCGAGGAAGCUUUGAAUGAACCCAAACAUCUGGAUGUGCCAGCCUCUACAAAACCAUUCGAAGACAUUCCCCUCACCCCAGAUACUCCGUCUUCUAUCCCAAAAGAGAGGUCCACGGACCCACAGAGGGCCGUCAGGACCACCCUCACCCCGACGCCACCCGCUAGUGCUUUCCCCAGCCGCACAGCAAAAGUGUCCGCGGUCAAGCCAAGAUUGGCUCUGAGUGUACUGCCUGAAACCGAAAAUAGCCAUUUCCAAUCCCCCUCAGACUCUAUAGACACACAGACCACUUCUCACCUUUCCCCAUCCCUCUCUACUGAUCCGUUUAAGUUUUUUGGUAUGUUUUCUGAUCUUCAUUCUUCUUUGGCACCUGCUAAACCUCCGAGAACUUUCAGUGAGUCCAGCAUGGAAAACCUCUCAGCUUCCAAAUCUGACAAGAAGCGAAAGGCUCCUCUUCCCCCUGGUCAUCUAGGGGGCUCGUCUAAGUCUGAAAACAAUCCUGAUAAUGGGGGACAAGUGCAUACCCAAAACUCCAAAGAUAGGCCUGUUCUUCCUCUCCCAGACUAUGAAACCCUCUUUCCUAAGAAGAGGCAUGGGGUGAUGGGUCAAACACGUUGGGACCAUCUUGUUGCGGAGGUAAACCAAAGAAACUGGGAUUUCUCAGAAGAAAUGAGUGUAGAUGGACCUGAGAGGCUGAUGCCAAAUAAAUCUUCAAUCUUAAAAGACAGAACCUCUGUGAACCUUAACCAGCACCCAAAAAAUCAUGAGGCACCUCCCCCUGCCCCCGCAAGGCACAAAGAGGCACUCCUUCCACCCAGAGCUCCUGUGACCCCAGAACCAUCGGUCGAGACAAAUGACCAAUAUGGUCAUAUCAAAGAGUCUUUAUAUGCCACUGUCAAUAAGCCUAGAAACUCUGCUUCCAAGAACUUGGAAAACCAUCCAACUCAAGCUGUGCAUAGUAGACAUGUACCUCAGGAUAUGGAAGGGAAGUCUCUGACUCCAGAUGCCCUUAACCAUCAACUCUCCCAGUCAAAAGAGAAGCCUACACCAACUGCCAGAUCCAUACAAAGUAUUAAUUCAAAGAUUGAUGGUGUGGUUAAAGAGAUGCCUUUAGUCAAACCCAGACAAGAGUCAUUAGUGAAAAACCCAGUCAGGCAAGUCCAACCAGACAAGCAGGUAACCAAUCAACCCAUGACAUCAGAAAACAACAAAACUGAGAAACAGCACAAGGGCCAGAAUGGAAGUAUUUCUACAGAUGGGUUUGUUGAUGUAGACCUCCUCAAAGCUGCUGAAAGUCCAGAAGAACUGCAUUUGGGGAAACCGGCUACUGAAUUUGAGGGGAGGGGAAUGAUUGCUCUUGACCCAUUCCCAAGUGAUAACCUGCUAUCUAAAGAUCCCUGGGCUUUACCAGAGCAUACCACCAAUGAAGAUGACCUGUUCCCUAAGGGCCCAAAGCAAAUGGGAAAUCUUGAAGAUCAGACUUCAACCUUUGAUAAGAAAGAUAAGUCUGCAAACAAAGGAACAAAUGAUCCAUUCAAAAAGUCUUCAGAGAAAAGCAAAUCACAGAAAUCAGAGAGUGGAAACCAAUCACCCAGCUUCACUGAACAAGCCAGAGCCUCAUUUAAAAGAAAUUUUUCGCUUAGAAAGAAAAAUUCAUCUCGCCAAUACACAACUACUGUAAAAGCUGGUACAGAGAAUACAAGUCUGGCUAGAUCAGUUUCUCAGUCUUCACAAGAUGCAGAAGAUGUUGAGCUGACUGUAACCAGUGUUGCUCCACCCAGCAGAACUAAUUCCACUGUAGUAACAUCUGAAUCCCCUAUAGGGGGCAAGGCGACUCUUCGCGCUUGGGUCCCGCCAUCAGAGGCUCAGACAGUUGCUCUGCAGAAUGGUAGUGGAAGUGCAGUUUCUAAAUCAAGAAGGCCUCACCCAGUGAAACCCAUGAGCACCGAGAGCCAGUCUUCCAGUGUUAUCGCUGUGGGGAAAGACCCAAAGACUAUCACCAUCAAGGAAAUGGCUGAGAUGUCAAAAAAUGUAGAUAGCGGUCCGUACACUCAGCUCACACAGGAGGAACUGAUCACACUGGUGGUAAAGCAACAGGCCGAACUCUCCAAAAAAGAUGCCAGGAUCAUGGAGUUAGAGGACUAUAUUGAUAACCUGCUAGUUCGCGUCAUGGAGGAGAAACCAGCCAUCCUGCUUUCACUUCAAUCCAAGUGUUAGGGUUUAAUCCUAACAUCUGAAUAACUGUGCCCAGAUCACUAUACUGAGACGCUUCAAUAUUGUAGGACUUGGCUGAUACAGCCAAAAGGAUUGUAAACGCAAUAUCACAUCUCAUAAUCAGUUGCUUUGCUUGACUAUAUUACGCAUGUAGAGUUG